UAUUGAUUUUGACGACUCCAAGUAAUAAAUGCCGGCAACCGGCACCAAAGUCAAAGGGUGUGGCAGCGCCCACUGCUGUAGAAAGCCUUAAACGGCGGCUCCUCCCCUGUCCAUUCCAUUUCAUUUCUCACUCUUUCCUGCGUCAUUUUCUUUUCUUUUACAUUAAAAAAGAAAAACCAGAAACCAAAGACAAAAAUCUUCGCACAAAAAAUCACACAUUAAUUCCUUUCCUUACGUUUGCUUUUCUGUCAAUAAAAACAACGUCUAUUAUAUCAUAUAACUUUAUAACCAUAACAACUACUCCACUUCGAUUCCUCAGAAAGAAAUCAACACUGUUCAAAGAAAAUCAAAGAUACAUUUAAGCUUUUUUCUUUUGGUUUUUAGAAGAAGAGAAAAUUUGGGGUGUGGAAGAAGAGAAAAAUGGGGUUUGUUUUCUCCCUAUUUAAGAUGGUCUCUGUUCUUUUCCUGGGUUUUUUGGCUUUGAAUUGCUUCACGGAGUUUGGAUCAAAUGCUCAAGUUUUGCCUGAUAGUGAAGUGGAAACUCUUCAAACGGUAUUUUCAAAGAUGCAACAUCCAAAUGCUUCAAGAAUCAGCCCAACCUUUUGCAGUGAAACUUCAUGGAAUUAUACCAUUUCUGAUCUUGUUGAAAGCAGUAUUGCAUGCGACUGUUCUGAUGCAAACAACACUAUAUGCCACGUCACUCAAAUCUUGAUAAAGGGUCACAAUUUGACUGGAAUUCUACCAUCUGAACUUGGAAAUCUUACACGCCUGCAAGUAGUCGAUCUCACUCGUAACUAUCUUAAUGGUUCAAUUCUGUCGAGUUUAUCUGAUCUCCCUCUCACCAAUUUGUCUCUUCUUGGGAACCGUCUUAGCGGUCCGAUUCCUCCGGAAAUCGGUGAUAUUUCAACUCUUCUAAACCUGGUUUUGGAAGAUAAUCUGCUUGGGGGAUCAUUGCCUUCCAAUUUAGGAAAUUUGGGCCGCUUGGAUAGAUUCCUUCUUUCUGGAAACAAUUUUACAGGCAGAAUACCAGAAUCGUUUGGCAAUUUGAAGAACUUAACUGAUUUCCGGAUUGAUGGAAAUAGUUUGUCAGGGAGGAUGCCAGAUUUCAUUGGGAAUUGGACCAAACUUUCAAGAUUGGAUAUGCAAGGCACAUCAAUGGAAGGGCCAAUUCCUUCUACCAUAUCUGAGUUAAAGAACUUAACUGAAUUGAGGAUAUCCGAUUUGAAUGGGACAAGUUCGGCUUUCCCAAAUUUGGAGGGAAUGAAAGAUAUGAAAGAAUUGGUGCUACGAAAUUGCUUGAUUACUGGUUCAAUCCCUGCCAACAUAGGGGAAAUGGCAUCUUUAAAAACAUUGGACCUAAGCUUCAACCGCUUAACCGGUCAAAUUCCAGGGACAGUUGAGGAUUUGGCAAACUUAAAUUUCCUGUUUCUGACUAACAACUCAUUGAGUGGAGAAGUACCUCCUUGGAUAUUGAACAGCGACAACAACAUAGAUUUGUCUUAUAAUAAUUUUACAUCUUCAGCCCAAACAAGUUGCCAGCAGGCAAAUGUGAACUUAGUUUCAGGUUCCUCAUCUGCAGCAAAUAGUGACUCAGCUCCUUGGUGCUUAAGGAAGGACCUUCCUUGUCCCCGAAACCCUGACCACCAUUCCUUAUUUAUUAAUUGUGGAGGAGAGGCUACAACAAGUGUUGAUGGAGAUGACUAUGAAGAAGAUUUAAGCAACUCUGGUCCAUCAACCUUCUUCAGUUCAGCAAAUAAGUGGGCUUAUAGUAGUACCGGGGUUUAUUUAGGCAACGAAGGGGCUCCUUAUACUGCAAGAACUUCAUCGGCUGUGAAGGGCUCGGAAUUCUACAAAACUGCACGUAUUGCACCACAAUCACUGAAGUACUAUGGCUUAUGUUUACGACAAGGCAAUUACAAAGUUCAGCUUCACUUUGCUGAAAUAAUGUUUUCUGAUAAUCAGACAUUUGACAGUCUAGGAAGGCGGUUAUUUGACGUAUCAAUUCAAGGACAAGUAGUUUUGGAGGAUUUCAAUAUCGUGGAGGAAGCCGGUGGUGUUGGAAAGGGCAUCACCCGGGAAUUCAAUGUUGAUGUAAAUGGAAGUACUUUGGAGAUCCACUUAUUCUGGAGAGGGAAAGGGACUGCUGCCAUUCCUAAUAGAGGGGUCUAUGGACCACUUAUAUCUGCUAUUACAGUAACACCAAACUUUAAGGUCGACACUGGUAAUGGGUUAUCUGCUGGAGCUAUUGCUGGUAUUGUGAUUGGCUCAUGUGUGAUUAUCGUCUUGUUAUUGAUCAUCCUCCGACUGACUGGUUACUUGGGUGGAAAAGACAAUGAAAACAGUGAGCUUCAGGGGCUAGAACUUCAGACUGGCUAUUUCAGUUUAAGACAGAUUAAGGCUGCAACAAAUAACUUCGAUUCCACAAAUAAGAUUGGUGAAGGAGGAUUUGGGCCAGUUUACAAGGGUGUACUGUCAGAUGGUAUGGUGAUUGCAGUUAAGCAGCUAUCCUCUAAAUCUAAGCAAGGAAAUCGCGAAUUUGUGAAUGAGAUAGGGAUGAUUUCAGCAUUGCAACACCCGAAUCUUGUGAAACUUUAUGGUUGUUGCAUUGAAGGAAAUCAGUUGUUGUUAAUCUACGAGUACUUGGAAAAUAAUAGUCUUGCUCGUGCCCUUUUCGGUCGUGAUGAACACCGGCUUACCUUGGACUGGUCUACACGAAAGAAAAUAUGCUUGGGGAUAGCUAGAGGGCUAGCUUAUCUUCAUGAGGAAUCAAGACUAAAAAUUGUUCACAGAGAUAUUAAGGCAACAAAUGUGUUGCUUGAUAAGGAUCUAAAUGCUAAGAUCUCCGACUUCGGAUUAGCCAAGCUCGAUGAAGAAGAGAACACUCAUAUCAGCACCAGAAUAGCAGGAACAAUAGGUUAUAUGGCACCGGAAUAUGCAAUGAGGGGUUACUUGACUGACAAGGCAGAUGUUUAUAGCUUUGGUGUUGUUCUUUUGGAGAUUGUUAGUGGGAAGAGCAACACAAAUUACAGGCCUAAGGAGGAAUUUGUUUAUCUCCUUGAUUGGGCCUAUGUCCAGCAAGAGCAAGGAAACCUUUUAGAACUUGUGGAUCCGAGCCUUGGUUCAAAGUACUCAAAUGAAGAGGCUUUACGGAUGCUUAACAUUGCUCUUUUAUGCACCAAUCCAUCUCCCACUCUAAGGCCAUCAAUGUCUUCGGUUGUAAGCAUGAUGGAAGGCAAGAUUCCUGUCCAAGCUCCAUUGAUCAAGCGAAAGGAUGCGGACCGAGAUGCGAGGUUCAGAGCCUUUGAGAUGCUUUCACAUGACAGCCAAAUGAAUGUCUCGAUACAUUCGCAUGACAGCCAGGGUCCGAGAAGCACAUCCAUUGAUGGAUCAUGGAUUGAUUCUUCAAUAUCUCUACCAGAUGAGACUCAACCGCAUUCUUCAUCAAGAAUGCUUCUAGAAAAACCCUUAGAGAAUAAUUGAAUGAUUUCUUGGUUUAAAAUUCUUUCCCUUUUGAUUUAGAUUCUUUGUAAAGGAAAUAUAUUAAAAUGUUUUGCUAUAAUGUUUCUUGAAUACGUGUAGAUAUAUUAAGUUUGAUGUGUGUUGUAUUUUGUAAUUCUUUUA
Messenger RNA from Gossypium raimondii (Peruvian cotton), 3621 nucleotides. Its product is annotated as probable LRR receptor-like serine/threonine-protein kinase At1g53430. The coding region runs from base 421 to 3480 and encodes 1019 amino acids. Gene Ontology annotation, biological process: protein phosphorylation. Gene Ontology annotation, molecular function: ATP binding; protein kinase activity; protein binding. The transcript is spliced from 24 exons. Lineage: Eukaryota; Viridiplantae; Streptophyta; Magnoliopsida; Malvales; Malvaceae. The record is from RefSeq and is a predicted model, not a curated record.